Molecule: messenger RNA, 1065 nt
Organism: Argiope bruennichi
Lineage: Eukaryota; Metazoa; Arthropoda; Arachnida; Araneae; Araneidae
Exons: 3
Coding region: 1-1065 (354 amino acids)
Biological process (GO): DNA integration
Molecular function (GO): nucleic acid binding
Source: RefSeq, a predicted model, not a curated record
AUGUCUAUUAUUUUAACUGAUGUCAUACCUGUGACUUCACCGGUUCGUAGACUUGCUCCCAUAGAAAAACAACAAGUUACAAAACAAAUCGAGGAAUGGCUUGCCCAGGGUAUCAUCGAAAAAAGCUAUUCUGAUUAUGCGUCUCCAAUUGUCUUAGUGAAACGUUCCAAACUGGAACUCCAUACAGAUGCUUCCAAAUUAGGUUACGGUGGAAUCCUUCUUCAAGCUGACGACGAUGAUAAUUUACAUCCCAUAGCUUAUAUGAGUAAAAAAACAACACCUCAGGAAGAAAAUCUAUCGAGCUAUGAACUAGAAGUUUUAGCUGUUAUUAAAGCAUUAACGAAAUUCCGUGUAACUGCAAAUGAUGCAAUUACGAAACUGCAAUUGCAGGAAGCAGUGUUCGGAAAUCCUAUGCGCAUCAUCACGGAUAAAGGUUCCGCAUUUACCUCCAAGGAAUUUACAAACUAUUGCGCAAAUCAAAAUAUUAAUCACAUUCAAAUCACCACAGGAAUACCUCGAGGAAAUGGACAAGUGGAAAGGGUUCAUGGAACUCUUAUCCCCCUGCUUGCCAAACUUUCCAUGAAUGAUCCCACGAAAUGGUACACUCAUGUUCAAGCAGCACAACGUGUAUUUAACUCUACUGCUCCACGGAGUACAAAAUUUACUCCUUUCGAACUCAUGAUCGGUGUGCAAAUGAGGCAUAAAAAUGACCAGAAAAUUCUCGAUAUCCUACAGGAAGAAUAUGAGCAAAUGGUCAUCGACAACCGCGAGAACAUUCGCGAAGAAGCGCGACAGAAUAUCUUGCGCCUCCAAGAAGAGAAUAAAAGAGCUUACAACAAGCGCAGGAAGAAAGCUACUCCAUAUAAUCCAGGUGACUUAGUGGCCAUACAGAGGACCCAAUUCGGCAGUGGUUUGAAGCUUCGCCCGAAGUUCCAUGGUCCCUAUCGCAUCACAGCGAAGAAGCCACACGAGAGGUACCUAGUGGAGAAAGUGGGAAUCCACGAAGGCCCCAACCAUACCUCUACAGCAGUAGAUUAUAUGAAGCCUUGGUCUACAACUGCAUAA